GCAGUAGCAAAUAAAUUAGAAACAUUUCCAAUUCAAGUGGCCUGCAGUUUUCCCCUGAUUUGUCCUUAUAAAUGUUGAUCCAUUGAGCCAAGCUAAUGCAUUGGAAAUAUUUCUGACAAAGAAAUCAUGGGCCGGAGAAAAAUCGAGAUGAAAAUGGUGAAGGAUUGCAGCUCCAGACAAGUCACUUUCUCCAAGCGCCGAACUGGGCUCUUCAAGAAAGCGAACGAGCUUGCUACCCUUUGCGCCGCUGAAGUCUCCAUCGUGGUUUUCUCCCCCGGUGGCAAGCCUUUCUCGUUCGGGAACCCGAGCGUCAAGGCGGUUACGGACCGCUUUCUAAAUCAGGAUGGGAAGAUGAAAGUUUCUAUUCCGGUUCAUGUUGUUGGUCAGUCUCAGCGAGAGGCUGAAGUUGGAAGGCUCAGUCGACAACUCAACACCAUUCUCAAGCGGCUGCAGGCGGAGUCGAAGCGAGAAGAGGUGCUCAUCGAGGCGAUCAGGGUGAGUCGCCGGAAACUCAAGCACCAAAACCCUAUUAAUGAACUCAACCCGAAUGAGCUUUUGGAGAUGAAGGAAUCAAUGGAGGAGCUUUGUGAGAAUAUCAGAGGGCGUGUUAGCGAGAUUGAAGCUUCGUCUUCAUUGCUGCUGUUGUCGAACAUUGCUGUCAAACAAGCUUGAAUCAUAAAUAACUCAGUAGUCACAGUUGCUAAAAUUCAAAUAUCUGAAAUCAAAAUAUGCAAGUAGAUGGUGGUUUGUUCUUGAAUAGAAUUUGAUCCUAAUUUCUCUAAU
Molecule: messenger RNA, 783 nt
Organism: Hibiscus syriacus
Lineage: Eukaryota; Viridiplantae; Streptophyta; Magnoliopsida; Malvales; Malvaceae
Product: agamous-like MADS-box protein AGL29
Exons: 1
Coding region: 127-672 (181 amino acids)
Biological process (GO): positive regulation of transcription by RNA polymerase II
Molecular function (GO): protein dimerization activity; DNA-binding transcription factor activity, RNA polymerase II-specific; RNA polymerase II cis-regulatory region sequence-specific DNA binding
Source: RefSeq, a predicted model, not a curated record